Messenger RNA from Chroicocephalus ridibundus (black-headed gull), 9826 nucleotides. It is a transcript of the gene VKORC1L1, whose product is annotated as vitamin K epoxide reductase complex subunit 1 like 1. The transcript has 3 exons. Gene Ontology annotation, molecular function: vitamin-K-epoxide reductase (warfarin-sensitive) activity. Gene Ontology annotation, biological process: vitamin K metabolic process; peptidyl-glutamic acid carboxylation. NCBI's taxonomy places the organism in Eukaryota, Metazoa, Chordata, Aves, Charadriiformes, Laridae. The record is from RefSeq and is a predicted model, not a curated record. The coding region runs from base 38 to 568 and encodes 176 amino acids.
CGCGCGUCGCGGGGCUGAGGCGGAGGGAGGGGGUAAGAUGGCGGCGCCCGUCCUGCUGCGAGUGUCGGUGCCGCGCUGGGAGCGGGUGGCCCGCUCCGCCGUGUGCGCGGCCGGCAUCCUGCUCUCCCUCUACGCCUGCCACCUGGAGCGGGAGAAGGGCCGCGACCUCCACUACCAGGCCUUGUGCGACCUCAGCGAGCGGGUCCGCUGCUCCGCCGCCAUCACCUCCAGAUGGGGUCGAGGAUUCGGUCUAUUGGGUUCCAUCUUUGGAAAGGACAGUGCACUAAAUCAGUCAAACAGUGUUUUUGGACUCGUGUUUUAUAUACUACAAAUGCUACUUGGUAUGACAGCAAGUGCAGUAGCAGCUCUAAUCCUCAUGACAUCCUCCAUAGUGUCUGUAGUAGGGUCACUGUACUUGGCAUACAUUCUGUACUUCGUGCUGAAGGAAUUUUGCAUUGUCUGCGUCAUCACAUAUUUGCUGAACUUCAUUCUCUUUAUCAUCAACUACAAACGACUAGUUUAUUUGAACGAGGCCUGGAAACGGCAACUCCAACCCAAACAGGAAUAACGCCUGUUUGAACUCUUGACUGACAGUCUGAAGACCCAACUUCCAUUAAGUUUAUUUUGCAGUAACUUUUUAUUCUCCAUAUCAGACACUUUCCCUGAGAAUCAUAACUGAAUUUUUAAUUAUAAAUUUGAAGGGGCCCUAGAUAAUUUUUUUGUGCUAAUCUUCAAUUUAAAUGUGGUUAUGAAAGAAAGCUCUAAUACAAUCAAAGACAAGCUUUAACUUUACUUUGAAGGAGUUUUAGCCACAGCAAAACCUAGACUCUCUCUCUUCCCCCUCCACUUGUGAAGUGGGUAACACUUGCUAUAAAAUAUCCUGUAUAUAAAUUCAGGUAUAACAAGAUGUGAUCAUGACAUUAAAUAUUCUAGACUAGUAUUACCAUAUUUAAUGUUGCCAUGUUUACAGUAUGUGUAUUACUUUUUUUUUUUUUUAGCUGAUGGACUUAGAUUUGACUAGGACUUAUACUGUAAAUAAAAUUAGAAAUAUUGGUUUCAUCCCUGGAGAACUCACUGUACAAUCAGUUUCGUUAGCCUAGGAGCUGUCAGAGCGUUCUGCUGAUAGUCGACUGACGUGAUGGAAGAAGUGAUCUCUCUAGAGAACACCGUGUUGCUGCAUUAACUGCUAGUGCUUUCUCAAGAAUGAUGGUUAGGUUUUGUUCCAUGGUGGUUUUGUUUGGGUUUUUUUGUCUCCAGUAAUGAAAAUGGAAUUAAAGCUGAAACCUGAAGUAUGUUCAUGAAACCACAACUUCACUAAUUUCUGUACAGAAUGAAAAUAGCUUAAUGUGGUCACUAGGAAGCUGCCGCCAGGAUAUUAUAUGCAGAUUGGGGGUUGGUGUGUCCAAGAGUGCUCUUUGAAAGGACUUAAUUUCCAUGCAGAGCUGUUUCAUUUUUGAACUGCGGUCAGACAGCCAGUGUUACUAAUGUUUGAUGUUGUAUAAUUGCUGCAGUAUAAAAUGGCAUUUUGCAGUGGAAACCACUGACUGAGUGGGAUAACCAAGUAGUGCACUGAAGAAGCAGUUACUUAAUUGAUCUUCGUCAGGAUCUUUGGCUUGUGCUAUAUUGGGAAAUGAACUUUAGGCCUGACGCGCGUAAGAUCCCUUGGAAGGGAAACCUGUUUAGUGGGAUAAGUAAGUAAAUGCGCUCCCGAAAAUGAAAUGUGAUAUAGCGCUAUCAUUGCUCUCUCUAAUAACUAUAAUUGGAAAAAAAAAUUAAACUGCAGAUUUAAACCAAGGAACAAAAUUGUAAAUGUUGUUUCUGCACUCAGUAUUCUAAGGCUGAAUAUUAGAAGUGCCUUCUGUCUUAAAAUCUUAAACCAAAUACUUUGUGUUGAACUUGGCAGGCAGAAGUGUCCUUGCUUUAAAAAUGAACAAACAAACAAACAAAAUUCCCAGCAAAAUUGCUGGGGAUAGAAAAGUAUUAAGAGAUCUAUUUUAGUUUUUAGACCGAGAAGUGGUAGCAAUAUUGUUUCAGUUGAAUCAACGUGAUAGAAGGCUGACGGUGUGAUUCCGAAAAAGUAAAAUACUUGUGUUUCAGACUCUGUGACACCAAAAUGUGUAGGUUCAGCUACUUUCUGUAAUUGGUGCUGUGCUGCUUUUUGCCCUUGUCAGCUUCUAAAUAUGAAGAAUUCCAACUGCGUACCCAUUUAUUUAAAGAAUUAGUUUAACUUAAUUUUAGGAUUUUUUUCUUAAACAUGAAUGUCAGAGAGACACUUAUGUUGUAUGGCUAAGUGGAUUAUAAACACUAAAUUGCUGAGGAUAAACUUGACUGUGAAACAUGCAGUGUUCCGUAGAGAAAAUAGAAUUUUUAGAUUGAAUUCACAAAAUAGUAUUUAAAUUACUACUGAAGUAAUUCCCUGGUUUGUAUCAAGGAUGUAGGUGGAAACUGCUUUUAUGUAUAGAGUUCUGUGGUAUGACUAACAGACAUCUGUUGCAUGUAACACUAAAUUACUUGUCCCUCUUGUCUAACAGUUUUAGACAACAAUUCAUUAAAUGCGUUUUGUAUUGACCGGAGUAUAGUUAAAGCUUGUCUUGAUGUUUAGUUCUGUCUCUCAAAUGCCUUGAACUUUGAUAUGAGGGGAGUGAAUGAUGUUCAACUGGUCCCUCAAGGCUUCGCUUUGUUCUCUUGCAAGCCCUGAGGCAAUAUCACUGUUUAAUAUGUUGAAUAGAUUUCUUUUGAUGCAUUCCUGUGAUCUACACUAAAGGCGUCUUUUCAUCCAAGGAAGAGGUGAACACGUGCUGCCUGAAAUGGUUAGUCGCAGUGCUAAUAUCUCAGAACAAGCAGCAGUGGAGACAAGUAUAAUCAAUGAUUACUUGGUCCAAUUUCUGGGUGUACUACACCAAGAAAAAGAGAAAAAAAAAAAGGAAAAAAGCCCCAUCAGCUGAAAGUCUAGGUGUUGACUAACUUCACUGUGUCUUGUGCUUGUCUGUGUGGGCAUAGUCUGUUAAUUCAGUUUGUUUAGUAAAAUUGUUUAGGGCCAGAUUUUGAGCAGUCGUGUCUGCAGUCCUUGUUUGUGUGCACUUAGGGAUCAAAUGGAAAUUGAGUUUGGUCUCUGGAAGAAUUUGCAGCUACACUUCGUGCACGAUCUUGCAAAUCUGAUCCUUAAUUGUGAACUCUCUUGUCUUGUGUGCUUUUCUUGCAGUUACUUUUUACUGGAAGUGAUUUGCUAGAAGUGGCCCUAACUCUUCUACUUUCUCUCUUGUGCUUCAGAAAUGCAGUUGGCCUGAAUAAAGGGCAAAAUAAUGUUAGUAGUAGAAAUUUGGACCUUUUUGCUUCCAGUUCUUUGACUCUUUCCUCGUUGCUCUCAAUGAUAGAAACAGCAUAUUUCUUCCAGUAAAAUGGCUCAGGUUAAAAUUAGCGAUGUGAUGGAGAUCUGACGAGUGCUUCAUGCAACUGCCCCCCUGCCUGUCCCCCAUCCGAAACAAAUGUUGUGGCAAAUAUGUGCUCGGUAUUACUUUGAGCCUUAUGCAUCUGUAGGCACAAAUUCUGAGAAAUCUUGAGGGUACAAGAUUAUGGGUAAAAAAGCUAAUCAAUAAUACCUGCUCUGGCAGAGAGACAGGGGGACAGCAGCAUCAUUACACAGAUUCUGGUUGUGGUCUCAACAAUGAGAACGGAGGGGAAAAAAAUAAUAAUCUGUAAAUGGUGGUUCUGAAUUUGGGCUUUCCCCCCCCUCCCCCUCCCGGCUCUCAGAAGUCCUGCAGGGAGAGGCCCAUUGGAAAGGCAAAAGAACCUCAUCCCAAAACCUGCUUAGGAAUCAAACAUUCCCCAAAUCCUCUUACUGUAAGGUACUUGCUACUCUUAAGGCCAACGAAGCAUUCAAGUCUUGUUUAGGAAAUGAAUGUUCUUGGAAGUUUCUUACUGUAAAGUGUUUGUGAAGCUAAGGCCAAUGAAACAUUCCCUGCCACCUCUGAUCUCUAAUGUGACAGCAGAUCUCUCUUACGAGGAGAUUUCUGCAUACCGUAGUAUGCAUUUGUCUUCUGCUGUACAGUCUCUCGAUUCUCCAGAAGGAUUGGCGAGGUGCUUCAGGCAGCACUUGAUGCUCCUAAUUUAUAUGGGCUAAAGUCAAAGAGAGAUCCAAUAGCUUUGGUUUUGCCAAUGUUGUUUAAAGGUGAUCUAGACAAAGCUGGUCCAGAAAAGAUGAAGUAUUCUGUUACCAUAAAACUGUAUUAAGCAUGGCCUAAAUAUUAGGUGUUUGUUCUGUAUAAUAUGUUCCAUCAACUAUUUAUUACUAGUGCUUUAAACUCCAAAUUAAACAUCCAUUUAAAUGGAGUCAUUGGGCAGAUGUUCCUUUUAUCAAUAUAGGUUGAGAGAUUCUCUAUUGGAGGUUUAGGAUACAAUUUUGCUAACAGGUAAAACAAUGUAAAUAUGUACGAAUUCUAUUUGUUGCACAUAACUUUUUUGGUAUAAAAAAAUAAAUGUAGAAAUUACCUGUGGACGUCUUGCUGCAAUCAUUCUUAUGCUGCAUUCAUGCAGUUGAAACAUAAGAGCUUGAAUGAACCCAAUCAGAGGCCUUUUUGGACUCAGUCUGAGCCUUAGAAACUGUUUUUAAAGUCAGUACUGUAAUUCUGUUUCUAGAAAUGUACUAAGUUGUGAUUUUUAUUUUUUUUUUUCAAAGACAUUGUGUAUUAGCAGUAGAAGGGUUAAAGCACCUGGGUCCCCAGAGAUACCAGUUUAUAGAAUUUCUGCAGCUUCAUCGUGUCUUGCUGAAUGUUGUGUGCACAUGGGUGUGUAAAGGUUGAGCAGCAUUGGCUUGAGGCUUUAACUGUUUACAGUUCUUGAAGCAACAUGCACAAAAAAAACUGUUAAGUAUGUUAUUUUUAUCGCUUCAUGCUUUCCUUGGUUCUGUAGGUGUGCUUUAACUGCACUCUGACAAGAUCACAAAGUAUCUGGCAACUGCUGUGUGUUUUCCUGGAUUUGGGGGGGGAGGGAGGGGGCUUUGGGGAAGGGCUGGAUAAGGCGGGUUGUGUUUACAAUUGCACUGAGCUGUUGAGAACAAGCAGGAGCUACGACUCCGAAAUGUGCUGAAGCGUGUGCUUACCAUACAUGUGGAUAUUCAACUUUGCAUCUGUCUUGUUGGACUGAACUAAAGUAAUAGCUUUCUCUUCUGCAACCGCAAGCGCUGUGCGUUAUCCCAGGGAUCUGAGCCCCAGUCUGUAACGCGUUAACAAUGUCAAAUCUUUAUCUGUAUUUUGAUGUGGCAGCUGUUGGUACGUCAUGUCUGUUGAAAUGGGGAAGAAGACGGUUUAAAAAAAUUUAUGUCUAGAGAUCGAGAAGUUGAAAUUGCUUUCAAACACUAGCAGUGGGCUUAAAUAUGGCAUUCACUCUUACACCAUGGUACACUUGAGCAAGCGUCUUCUUACUACGGAUAGAUGUUUACACUCUGGGUUUUUAGUUAUAUAGAAAAUCUGUAGACCUAAGGUGGUAUAACCAUAAAGAAUAUUGAUAGUAUGUUUCUUCUUUUCCCUUAAAAACGCAAGAGAAAUUGAAAUCUGCAGUGAACGUGUAUGUCCUUAUUCUGCCUGUGGCAAUGUGGAAGGUGGUGUUGGUUUCUAAUGUACCACAUCUAAAGGAAAGGGAAUUCGGCCAAGACACAACAUAAGAGCAAAUAUUUUCUUUAUACUGGCAGAUGUUUUGGUCCUUUUCUUGAGGUACUAGCAGAAGAGCCAGUUGCAGGAAAAAUAGUCAGAGCAACAGUUUCACACAGUUAUCUGUGAAUUGGAAUAAUGAAACUACGUAAUUGUGCCAACUUCCAAAAUUCAGUAGGCAGCCUCCAAUCUUGUAGUUCUGCUACGGGUGACGCUGCUCUUGGGACCACGCUGGGAUGUUGCAAUAAGAAGGUUGCAGACUAAGUCUGCUGAGCUCUUCUGUGGGUAUUGGCAGAAUCUAGCACAGCCUAAAGCCUGGCCUUUAGAGUCCUCUAAGACUGGUGUGCCGCAUGAAAGGGAUGUUACUACACUACAUCACUGUCUAAAGUAGUGCGUGCACAUUAAUUUACACAUCACCCUACCCCAGGAUGCUUCAGGCCAGUAUCAAAAAGGUUUAGAUCAAACUUACUCUCUAGACUACUGUUACUGUAGUGCAUAGCGACAAUUGAAUAUGAAGGAAGCCCUUCCGUGCUGGAAGGUAAAACCGUAUCUAAUAGCGACAGUUCUGGUACUGUGAUUAAAAUAAAUAGUUUUAAACAAAGUUCAGUUGAUGUAGUACCUACUUAUCUAAAAUAUUCCACCUUGCUGCUGUAGUAAGAAUUCCAUGCUGUAUUGGAGUGCGUUGGAUAUCCUCACAGAAGUGGUGGUUCAUACACUUCCUGAAUGCUGUGAAUUCUCAGGAUUUCUCAGCCAGCCACGUACUUUCUGUCCAGCCAGAGAAGCUAUUUAAAUUGUUCUCGUCCGUUAAUCCUGUGGACAAUUUGCUGUGAUCUGAGUAGCGUUAACUGUUAGGGGAGUAUAACUGGAAAACCUCAUUUGCAUUGGAAGGAUGUGAUGUUCAUUUAGAGUAACUGGGAUUUUUUUUUUUUUAAGUCUUCAGCAUUGAUUUGUAUCAUGUAAUUUAUUUUAAUUCAUUUUUGCCAUAAACAGAUACCUCAGUCAGGAUCUCUAACUUCAGUUCCUUGAAACUCUGAAUAUUCAUUUUAGUACCUGGAAACAGGAAGCCUACAGACAUGGCUAAGCGUAGGAAACUAGUGUUUCUGAUCUGCUUUGUAUCAUAGUCACUAAUUCAGAUGGACUAGAAAUUGCAGUAGACUUGCAAGACUUGAGACAGGCAUAAGUAUUAUUUAAACAGAAAUUUAAUGAACAAGUUCAGUAUAGCACCCAGCCGCUAUACCUUUUGAUUUCACUUUAGAAAGAGGGAAUGUGAUUUUAUUAUAGGAGGAAGACAGCUUGAUUCAUUUGCAAUCUUCCAGUAUCUUUCUCUAAGAACAAAUGCAGCUGAUUUGGGCUGUCGUUGGCGGGUAAAUAUUCCUUUCUUGUUCCCCAAGACACGUGUGGUCCCUGCAGAGAAGUUAUAAAAUAAAGCAAGUAUAUAUAAAAUGCUCUUAUAUCCCCAGCUGUGAACUGUUAUGAUGUACAUGCUAAUCAGGUUAGGUGGAAGAGACCUAUGCACUUUCUUCUACACAUAGUCAGGUACAACAGGGAACUUGGCAAAUGUAACUUGCGUUAUCUUGGCAAGAUUAAUUGAUGUAACUGAGCAAUAUAGCUGCAAUUCAUUGUAUUUACAACUGGUAAGUUGAUGACAGUUCAGGUGUGCCCAUUAACUUGAUCAGUAUUAUAUUUACAGCAGAUGUUUCUUCUGCCAUUAGUUCCACUUUGAAAUUUGAUGGUGAAAAUGUUGAUUACUAACCGUUUGCCUGUACUGUCCUUUAGUGGUGUCCAUAUCCUUUUUGCCUAUUUUAGUUUUGAUAGGAAACUAGAGAAGAAGAUCGCAACAUGUAGAGAGACUGGAACUACAUAUGUGUAUAUGAACCUGUCUACAUUUUCUCCAUCGUCCUAUUUGAAAUCGAUACUACUUUUCUGACCGCUUCUCUACGAUGACUUAGUUUUCUAAUACCUAUAUUGGUGCUCUACAGAUUAUUCUUAAUGGUGUUUCUCUGCCUGAAAUUAACACUGACUGUUCACCACCCUAACUCACGGCAGGUGGCAUAUGCAUAACUGGUUCCUUACUAGGUCUCCUUUGAGUUGUAAUUGUUUUAAUUUCUGUGUGACUGUCUGCACUGUAGAUUAAGUAAUGCUCCAUACUUUGCAAAUGCACUUAUCAUUUAUUAAUAGUGGAUGGAGCAUCAUGAUAGACAGUCGUCUACCAGUGUGGCAUCAGGUCCUCUCUUGCUAAACCUCUACCAAGUUAAUAAUACGUUAUUUAAGGUGCUGUGUUACUAAGGGCAGUUGUAGAUGAAAUACGAAGCGAGUGAGACACAUCCCUAACAGCUGACUGAAGCUCUGAAUUGAGGAUGGCCAAGAAAUAAAGUCAUCUGGGUUUGCUCACAAGCUUCCCUGGCAUUCCGCCCUAGUGCGUUGUCUCAUGUUCUGGGGAACAUCUUUGCAGGUGGGACAUCUAGGAGCUCAAGCUGGAGAGAGGGGACUCAUUAAGUACAGGCAGGACCUUUCCUCUUGCUUCGCUCAUGCCGGACUUUGUCACAGAAACCAGCUGCGCUCUGUCUUGGUAAGCAGAGGGCCCUUUUCUCCUACCCUACAGCGCAAUAUUCUUUGUGUGUCAUAAACCAUUUUAAACUUGCAGGGAGGAUGGAGAGUUGGUUAGAAUAUAAAUAUAAGCUUACCUUGAUUAGUCAUGAAAUCAGCAAAAUUCCAUAUGAGCUCCCCAAUCACGUACUCUUUCCUCUUUUUGUCAAAAAUGGAAUGGUACUCUCUUAGCAUAGCUUUCUGAUACUCCUCGCUGAACAUAAGAGGUGGAUCCUACAGCCAGGAAAAAGAGGUGGCCUUGAAUUAAGGUGACAGUUAAUCUCAGCAAAGGCUCGGUAUGUUCACUUCCUAGUUAUUGGGGACCUGCUUUAGGAUUGCUUGGUCUUUUCAUUGCCGCUGCAUUAACAAUGGCUGUCUAGUGAUGAAUAGCAACUACUGACGUUACAAUGGGAGACGCACAUAAAGUACAAACAUAAUGCCAGAUAUAUUUUGGGGGAGUUUGUGGUGUUGCUUGGUAAUGGUGCUUUACCAUGACAGGUAUAGACAGGAGUGCCACCCCCUUCUAUGCAGGACAGCAUCAUGAAAUGGAUGUUUGCUCUCCAGUGUUGUAUCUUCCCAUUAAGUGUUGUCUGCAAAUGCCGAAGUACAGAUUUCACAGUGCUCAGAGCUAAAAACUUCUCUUUAGGUAGAAUCUAACCUUUGGUAGUCAGUGGCAAAGCUCAUUCGUUUCAGUGUAGCAGGAUUACAAUCCUGGAGUAUUUCAGACACUCACAAGCUACUGCAGCUCAAAACUAAGGAGUCAGGCUCAACCUCUUCUACUUAAAUUUUACUGACCCUAUAAGAAGAGCAGUGCUUUUUUCCAUCUAGGGCAUCUAUAACACUUACGCUGUGAAGUCCAGGAACCGAGUCUGCUCCAUAUUCACUCUGGAUAAUGGGUUUUUGGUAGGUUUUAUACCAGUUCUCAAACUGUGUUGUGAGUUGUAGUGGAAUAACUUCCAGGUGGCCUGGGUCGUGAUACCAGGAGAAGUAGCUAUUUACACAAAUGACAUCCACAUAAGGAGCCUACAGAAAACAAGGGGAGAGUGUUUUGUCACAGGGCUCAGGGUAGACAACCUUCACUCAUAAAGCUAAAUCCGCCUUUUGGUUUAUUUCAUGGAAUGCAGUUUCAUUACACAAUAGAGUCUUCCCCCACUGCUCAGGCCCUCCCAACGUGACGUUUUUUCCCAUGAAAAAAAGCAAGAUAAUAAGCUAAUAGUGCAUAAAUUUGGCGUUUUUCAUACAGAUGUAGGGAGUCAAAGAGUUAAACGAGAUCAACCCAUUUCAUCCUCAGGUUUGUUAGAAGUUUUUGAGUUUCCAAGAUGUCUCUGGCUUGCUGGUACAUUUAGAUGUACUUUUUGAGUAUUGGAAUGUGAUUAUCAAGUUAGUGGUCAAAUAUUUUGACUAGCAACUAAAUUUGUGCAUCAGUGGUGCAAUACUAAGACUAAGCAUUCUGCAAGUUAUAUGCCAUUUCUACCACAUGGACAGUAUGAUAAAAGGGCACAAAGCCCACUAAAGAUAAAGUGAUGUUGUAUGUAACUUGUUCAAUGUUCUCUUAACAUGUUUUGUAAUAAAAGGAAAAAAAAGUUCUAAUAUCA